ACGGAGAGAGAAGAGCAAAUGUAAGAAACUGCGAGCAUCCAACCGGAAGAUGAACAGAAAAGCAAAGAAAAAACAGCGUUGACGGGAAGGUGUUUUUUGACGUAUAGACCUAAACUAUGAGUAGAGGCUCAGGUCGGCCAGCAACAGGAUACACAAAACGAAGGGAGUGGAUAUUGUAGAUAAAAAGAUGAAACGGUAAAUUGGAGAGACAUUGCUAUUAUGUUUCUACUUUAACUAUAGAUCUCGUCUGACAACAAACAACAAACAAAAGGACAGAAUACCCCCCCCCCCAAAAAAAAGGUUCUGUGUGGAAAGUAGCUGUUGCUAAGUGCAGGGUGUUGUCAUCAUGGUGAACACUGGCAUGCAGCUUAUCAGCUUCACCUGUGCAGUGACGGGCUGGAUCAUGGCGAUAGCUGUGACGGCCUUGCCUCAGUGGAAGGUCUCGGCCUUCAUUGGCAGCAACAUAAUGACUUCAGAGAUCAAGUGGGAGGGCAUCUGGAUGAACUGCAUCUACCAGACCACUGGCCAUAUGCAGUGUAAGACCUAUGACUCCAUGCUGGCCUUGCCUCCAGACAUCCAGGCAGCCCGGGCACUCAUGUGCGUGGCUAUCUUCAUGGGCUGGCUCUCCUGCACGGUGUCCUGCUGUGGCAUGAAGUGCACGACCUGCGCCGGGGAUGACCGCCGGGCCAAGGCUGGCAUCGCCCUCUCCGGCGGGAUUCUGUUUAUUCUGACGGGCCUGUGCGUGCUGGUUCCAGUUUCCUGGACCGCAAACACUGUGGUCCAGGAUUUCUACAACCCCAACGUGCCUGUCAUGCAUAAACGAGAGCUGGGUCAGGCCAUCUAUCUGGGCUGGGCGGCUGCGGUUAUUCUUAUGAUCAGCGGAGCUGUACUAAGUAGUACCUGCCCCCACAUGGAGAGGGGGGGUGGCUACCGCAGGGGAUACAUAGGUAGGAGCUUUGCUAAUUCACCUGCCUCGGCACCAGAUCUCCCGAAACCUAUCACAUCCAACAGUCUGCCCUUGAAGGAGUAUGUAUAGAAGCAGAAUGUAAGGUCAAGGAAGCAGAAAACGAUCAAUACAAAAUAAAGAACACUAAAAAUGAGGUGUGUAGAAGCGGAAACUUGACAAUAUCAACAAGUUUCAUUGUUGACAUUUUGAUUUUUCCCUGCAUUUAUGUUUUGUUUUAAACUCAACUUUUAAUUUAUAUGAGCCACAUACUAUUUAUCAGCAUCUUAAACCAAUAUCCCGUUUUUAUAUCCAUCUCUUCGUGGCAUUGUCUUCUGUACAUCACCACUUU
Molecule: messenger RNA, 1295 nt
Organism: Lampris incognitus (smalleye Pacific opah)
Lineage: Eukaryota; Metazoa; Chordata; Actinopteri; Lampriformes; Lampridae
Gene: cldn35
Product: claudin 35
Exons: 1
Coding region: 347-1036 (229 amino acids)
Biological process (GO): bicellular tight junction assembly; cell adhesion
Cellular component (GO): bicellular tight junction; plasma membrane
Molecular function (GO): structural molecule activity
Source: RefSeq, a predicted model, not a curated record